Molecule: messenger RNA, 2677 nt
Organism: Sinocyclocheilus rhinocerous
Lineage: Eukaryota; Metazoa; Chordata; Actinopteri; Cypriniformes; Cyprinidae
Gene: afg2a
Product: AFG2 AAA ATPase homolog A
Exons: 14
Coding region: 97-2616 (839 amino acids)
Cellular component (GO): cytoplasm
Molecular function (GO): ATP binding; ATP hydrolysis activity
Source: RefSeq, a predicted model, not a curated record
GGGAGGAGCUGAACUUUCACACCGGGAAGUUUACGUUCACAUGUGGACGGUGUGUGUGUGUGUGUUUAACACACAUCUAAUAACACAUCAAGCAUCAUGUCAUCAAGCAAAGGGAAAGGCAAAGGGAAAAAGAGACUGAGUGAAGCAGAAGGAGACAGAUCCGCGUUAGUCUGUGAUGAACCGGAUUGUAGCGUCUCGAGCGGCGGAUUCACGGUCACAGACUCCGCAGAGAGAGCUGAAGAUAAAGCCCCUCAGCGCUGGCGUUCAUAUUUGGCUCAGAUGAGUGUGAACACCAUGAAGACUCUGAACAUCUGCAUCGGACGUCCGGUCCUGAUAUCCAGCAGCGUGGGACAGCAGCAGGUGUGUGUGGCGUGGCCAGUAUCUCAGUUUCCGGGCAGACGUGUAGGUCUUCAGUCCAGCGCUCAGUCCGCUCUGAGAGUGACGUCUGGAUCUCGGGUCACAGUGCAGCCCAUCACUGGAGCCCUUCUACAGGCCGAGCACCUGCGGCUGACGCUCAGGCCUGAAGACAAAGCGCUGAAUACAGAAGAGUUCAGGAAUUAUCUCCUGCGGACGCUGGACGGCCGGGUUCUGCUGCCGGGUGGCUCUGUGUGCGUCUCGUAUUUCGGGCGUCAGUGUGUUCUGGCUGUGGAUUCGGUGACGGGUGUCGAUGGAGAGACUCUGAGACGCUCAGACGGAGUCGCUGUCGAUCUCUCCUCACAGCUGGAGCAGCUGUCCAUCCAGCAGAGGUCACCUGACCCAUCACAUGACCCCUCACCUCUGACCCCUGACCCAUCGCAUGACCCCUCACCUCUGACCCCUGACCGAUCGCAUGACCCCUCACCUCUGACCCCUGACCGAUCGCAUGACCCCUCACCUCUGACCCCUGACCCAUCACAUGACCCCUCACCUUUGACCCCUGUCUCUACACCCUGUAAACUGAGUGACCCGGUUCUCAGCCCGUCCGAGGCGUCGGAUCGGUCCGGACGCUCAUCCACAGAUACCUUCUACGCCGUCUGCAGCUCCUCCACACUGAGCGUGUGUGACCCCGGCGAGCAGGACGAGGCCGAGGAGGGGGGUGAGGGGUCAAAGGUCACGUACAGUAUGAUCGGCGGCCUCGGCGGUCAGCUGCAGGUCAUCAGGGAGACCAUCGAGCUGCCGCUCAAACACCCGGAGCUCUUCAGAAACUAUGGAAUCCCGCCUCCUCGCGGGCUGCUGCUGUAUGGGCCGCCUGGCACAGGGAAGACCAUGAUUGGACGAGCCGUAGCCAAUGAAGUGGGAGCUCACAUGAGUGUCAUCAACGGCCCCGAGAUCAUGAGCAAGUUUUAUGGAGAAACUGAAGGUAGAUUGAGGCAGAUUUUCUCACAGGCCUCACAGAGGCAGCCUGCCAUCAUCUUCAUCGAUGAGUUGGACGCUCUGUGUCCCAGGAGAGAAGGAGCUCAGAAUGAAGUGGAGAAGCGGCUCGUGGCCACUCUGCUGACGCUCAUGGACGGGAUCGGAUCUGAGGGUCACAGCGGGCAGCUGCUGGUUCUGGGAGCCACUAAUCGUCCUCAUGCUCUGGAUCCGGCGCUGCGGCGGCCCGGGCGCUUCGAUAAGGAGCUGGAGAUCGGCGUUCCCGGCGCAGACGGGCGGAUGGAUAUCCUGCAGAAGCAGCUGCGCUCCAUGCCGUGUGACGUCUCCGCCGCAGAGCUCCGGGAACUAGCCGACGCGGCGCAUGGAUACGUGGGAGCCGACCUCGCCGCCGUCUGCAAGGAAGCUGGUCUUCACGCGCUGAGGAGGGUUUUAGGAUCCAAGCCUGUUCUCUCUGAUGUCCAGGUGAUGAACAGUGUAAAGGUCACGACCUCUGACCUGAGACUGGCCAUGACAGAGGUCAAACCAAGCGCGAUGAGAGAGGUGGCCAUCGACGUGCCAAAGGUUCGGUGGAGUGACAUCGGUGGGAUGGAGGAGGUGAAGCUGGCGCUGAAGCAGGCGGUCGAAUGGCCCCUGCGGCACCCCGAGGCCUUCAGCAGGUUGGGUAUAACGCCACCUAAAGGUGUCCUGCUGUACGGACCGCCGGGAUGCUCCAAAACCAUGAUCGCUAAAGCGCUAGCCAACGAGAGCCAGCUCAACUUUCUGUCCAUCAAGGUACAUAUCAGUUGUGGGAGAAUGAGUUCUGGUCACGCGGGAGGCGUCGCUGAUCGAGUGUUAGCUCAGCUGCUGACAGAGAUGGAUGGAAUCGAACAGCUAAAAGACGUCACGGUUCUUGCUGCAACCAACCGACCUGAUAUGAUUGACAAGGCUCUGAUGCGUCCGGGGCGUCUGGACCGCAUCAUAUUCGUCCCGCUGCCGGAUGCAGACACUCGCAGGGAGAUCUUCACGCUGCAGCUCCGGAGCAUGCCCAUCCAUCCCAGCGUGCACCUGGGGGACCUGGUGACCCGGACGGAGCGCUACUCGGGGGCAGAGAUCACAGCCGUGUGCAGAGAAGCGGCUCUACAGGCGCUGCAGGAGGACAUCACAGCCCAACACGUGAGCACCGGACACUUCGACAGCGCUCUGAACACCGUCAGACCCCGAAUCCCUCAGACGCUCCUGCAGACAUACACCAACUACCAGCAGAAGCACGGAGGAUCACGCGUCUGACAGCAGCCAGCAGAGACACAGCCUUCAUAUGAUACUGUACACAUAAACAAUAAAGACACGU